This is a messenger RNA of Nyctereutes procyonoides (raccoon dog), 2163 nucleotides long. RefSeq names its product intraflagellar transport 74 (gene IFT74). The transcript has 20 exons. The coding region runs from base 183 to 1985 and encodes 600 amino acids. Gene Ontology annotation, cellular component: intraciliary transport particle B; cilium; centrosome. Gene Ontology annotation, biological process: intraciliary transport involved in cilium assembly; cilium assembly. Gene Ontology annotation, molecular function: beta-tubulin binding. The record is from RefSeq and is a predicted model, not a curated record. Lineage: Eukaryota; Metazoa; Chordata; Mammalia; Carnivora; Canidae.
GGUUAGGUCGGAGCCCUCGGGAGCUGCGCGAGGGUGAGCGAGGAGUCGCGAGUGAGCCGACCGGUACGAGACAGGCUGGUGGGCUCCGCCGAGGCGCCCGCCUCGGAAACAAGUUGGAGCCCUUCCCCGACCUCGCGACCUCCCUCCUGACGCGACGGAGGAGUGGUUAAAGCGUACAAACAAUGGCCAGUAAUCACAAGCCUUCAGCAGCUCGCCCUGUUUCGCGAGGUGGAAUUGGGUUACCUGGAAGACCUCCUUCUGGAAUACGACCCCCGUCAGGAAAUACUCGAGUGGCAACUGGAAUGCCACCUGGAACAGCAAGACCAGGCUCUCGUGGUGGUCCCAUAGGGACAGGAGGUGUUCUGUCUUCUCACAUCAAAGUUGCUGAUCGUCCUGUAACACAGCAAGGUUUGAGUGGAAUGAAAACUGGAAUGAAAGGUCCUCAGAGGCAAAUUUUAGACAAAUCUUAUUAUCUUGGGCUUCUUCGAAGUAAAAUAAGUGAACUUACAAUGGAAAUUAAUAAACUUCAGAAAGAAAUAGAAAUGUACAAUCAAGAGAAUUCAGUAUAUUUGUCAUAUGAAAAGAGAGCUGAGACUUUAGCUGUUGAAAUCAAAGAGUUUCAAGGACAACUAGCAGACUACAACAUGUUGGUAGAUAAACUUAAUACCAAUACUGAAAUGGAAGAAGUGAUGAAUGAUUACAACAUGCUUAAAGCUCAAAAUGAUCGAGAAACACAAAGUAUGGAUAUCAUAUUUACUGAAAGACAAGCGAAGGAAAAACAAAUUAGAAGUGUAGAAGAAGAAGUUGAACAGGAAAAGCAAGCAGCAGAUGGCAUUAUCAAAAACAUGUCUCCUGAAAAACAAGUCAAGUAUAUAGAAAUGAAAACCACAAAUGAGAAAUUGUUACAGGAGUUAGACACACUUCAACAACAAUUAGAUUCACUGAACAUGAAAAAAGAGAGCUUGGAAGCUGAAAUAGCACACUCCCAAGUAAAACAGGAGGCUGUAUUGCUGCAUGAGAAACUUUAUGAGUUGGAGUCCCAUCGAGACCAAAUGAUUGCUGAAGACAAAAGCAUGGGAUCUCCAAUGGAAGAGAGAGAGAGAUUACUUAAGCAGGUUAAAGAAGAUAAUCAGGAAAUAGCCAGCAUGGAGCGACAGUUAACAGAUAUAAAAGAAAAAAUAAAUCAAUUUAGUGAAGAAAUUAGACAACUAGACAUGGAUUUAGAAGAACACCAAGGUGAAAUGAAUCAGAAGUAUAAGGAACUUAAAAAACGAGAGGAAAAUAUGGACACUUUUAUUGAGACUUUUGAGGAAACUAAGAAUCAGGAACUGGAAAGAAAGGCACAGAUAGAAGCCAACAUAGUUGCACUUUUGGAACACUGUAGUAGAAAUAUAAAUCGUAUGAAACAGAUCUCUUCUAUCACCAAUCAAGAGCUGAAGAUGAUGCAGGAUGAUCUCAAUUUUAAAUCUACUGAAAUGCAGAAAUCACAAAGUACGGCUAGGAAUUUGACUUCAGAUAGUCAACGUCUACAGUUGGAUCUACAGAAAAUGGAACUUCUGGAAAGUAAGAUGACUGAGGAACAGCAUUCUCUGAAAAACAAAAUUAAGCAAAUGACAACUGACCUGGAGACAUACAAUGAUUUGCCAGCUUUAAAAUCAGCAGGUGAAGAAAAGAAAAAGAAAUUACAUCAGGAGAGAACAGUAUUAACAACCCGCAGAAAUGCCUUUAAGAAAAUAACAGAGAAGCUAAACAUAGAAUAUGAGACAUUAAAAACACAGUUGCAAGAAAAUGAGACACAUUCUCAGCUUACAAAUUUGGAGAGGAAGUGGCAACACCAUGAGCAAAAUAAUUUUGUGAUGAAAGAAUUCAUAGCAACCAAGAGUCAAGAGAGUGAUUACCAGUCAAUUAUGAAGAAUGUGACCAAGCAGAUUGCAGAGUACAAUAAAAGCAUUGUGGACGCUCUACAUAGCAUGAGCAGAAACUGAGUCUGAACCAACUGCAAGUCUCUAUAAUAGUAUGCUUUCUGCUAAACUGUAUGUUGACUGAAAAAGAAUCUCAUACCCUUGAAGAGUUUUACCUAAAAUUUUUAACUACUAUAAUUUUUGUGACCUCUUUGAAGAGGUAUACUACUUUAAACAGCAUAAUAGUUCAAUAAAAAGUUUG